CACACACACACACACACACACCCUUGCUGUACACCAGUAGAGGAUCGCCAUGGGAGGAGAAGAGGAGCACGGAUAUGCCCGCAUUCGGCUCACGCCAUUUGAGAACCUGAGCUGUUCGCUCGUCGCAUCCUGCGUCGCAGAGACUGUCACAUAUCCCGCGGAAGUGGCAAAGGUUCGACUGCAGAUCCAAGGCGAGCGUCCGCCCGGCCCCGGCGAACUGACGUUCCGAGGUCCAUUGGACGCCAUCUGGAAGGUUGGCCGUUACGAACACCCCAAGUACCUGUUCGCGGGCCUGCCAUCUGGGGUGCUGCGCCACGCCAUUGCCGGCACACUUCGCCUUGGGCUGUACGAGCCAACGGUGAACCUGCUCAACUACGGCACCACCACGGCGCCAGAUGACCCGCGCGAGCGCAAGGACGUGACGCUCGCACAGCGCAUGCUCGCGUCCUCCACCACGGGCGCGUUUGCCAUGGUGUUUGCCAACCCGGCCGAGCUUGUCAAGACAAAGCUGCAAUCGUCACACAAGCUCCCACCUGGGCAGAAGGCGCCUUUCUCGGGCACCAUAUCCUGCUUCCGGUACGUGAUCCGCACGGAAGGGUACAUGGGCCUGAUGCGUGGCCUGUCCAUCGCCGUGCCGCGGAUGGCGUGGCAGAACAUGGCGGAGAUCACGGCGUACGACCUGACCAAGGACCUCCUCCGCAAGCACUACGGCAUGGAGGACGGCCUCCCGCUCUUCUUCCUCGGCUCGCUCAGCGCCGGCUUCUUUGGCGCCUACCUCGGCAACCCGCUCGACUGCAUCAAAACGCGCAUCUACAACAACCCGCUUGGCGCGGAUGGUCGGCCACUCUACAAGGGACCCGUGGACGUGGCGUUUAAGAUGAUCAAGCAUGAGGGCAUCUUCAGCUUCUGGAAGGGUGUUGUGCCCCUUUGGAUCCACGUGUCUGCGUUUAGCAUCGCCGUGUUUGUCACCUAUGACAUGCUGCGCUUGCAGUUGCGCAAGCUCAAGGCUCGCUCAAAUGAGUAGGCUGUUUUGGGCGCGUGCUGUUUGUGUUGUGUGUGUGUGUGCGUGUGUGUGUUGGUUUGUUUAUUUGUUUGUGCGUGCGUGUGUUGGUGUGCGCGCUCUGUGUACGUGCGUGAAUGUGUUUCGCGGGCAAGCGCAUGCACUAUUGAUUUGGCAGUCAGCCAGGCAAGCAAGCCAGCAUAUUAAGUUGUGUUCAUCCCCCUCCCCUCCCCCCCCCCCUUUUAUCACAGUCACGCAAGUGUGUUAUCAUGUCAUUGUGCUUCCGAAGGCCACCGUUGCGUAGUUUUUGCUGUUCUCCUAACCCCUGCUUCAAAUAUGUGCACAUGCACACAAGCAACAUAUCAUCUAUAAUUGCCUUUCUGGCGUGUGUUCAGAAGUGCUGUGAUGACACGUGACCGGUGGUUCUUGAUGUGUGUCCAAGCGAGCUGCGUGCUGACGUGCCGACGUGCUGAACGUAUUGAUGCGGAAAUGCGUUGGUAUCGGUCUCAUGUGCCAUGUAAAGUAAUUGUCAUCCAGCCACA
Messenger RNA from Salpingoeca rosetta, 1542 nucleotides. RefSeq lists its product as uncharacterized. Gene Ontology annotation, molecular function: oxidative phosphorylation uncoupler activity. Gene Ontology annotation, cellular component: mitochondrial membrane. The transcript is spliced from 3 exons. Lineage: Eukaryota; Choanoflagellata; Craspedida; Salpingoecidae. Gene Ontology annotation, biological process: mitochondrial transmembrane transport; mitochondrial transport. The record is from RefSeq and is a predicted model, not a curated record. Bases 50 to 1024 code for a protein of 324 amino acids.